Messenger RNA from Antechinus flavipes (yellow-footed antechinus), 492 nucleotides. RefSeq names its product ETS-related transcription factor Elf-4-like. The coding region runs from base 1 to 402 and encodes 133 amino acids. Lineage: Eukaryota; Metazoa; Chordata; Mammalia; Dasyuromorphia; Dasyuridae. Gene Ontology annotation, biological process: regulation of transcription by RNA polymerase II; cell differentiation. The transcript has 3 exons. Gene Ontology annotation, cellular component: nucleus. The record is from RefSeq and is a predicted model, not a curated record. Gene Ontology annotation, molecular function: DNA-binding transcription factor activity, RNA polymerase II-specific; sequence-specific DNA binding.
AUGGCUCCCCCGGCUCCCCGAGACUGGCCUUUUGCCGCCCACCUUUUGGGUCCCCGGCUCGGGACUGAGGUGCGGGCGGGGAAAGCCGCGGCCUGUGCCUCAGCGGCCUCUCCGGAUCGGGCCCAGAAGGCGAAAGCGUCCCGCUGUGCCUCCCCCGUCAGUGAGCCCAACUUUCCCAUCCGGAAGAAAUCUAAGGAUGGCAAAGGGAACACCAUCUACCUGUGGGAGUUCUUGCUGGCUCUGCUUCAGGACAAGAACACCUGCCCCAAGUACAUCAAGUGGACCCAGCGGGAGAAGGGCAUCUUCAAGCUCGUGGACUCGAAGGCCGUGUCGAAGCUGUGGGGGAAGCAGAAGAACAAGCCGGACAUGAACUAUGAGACCAUGGGGAGAGCUCUGAGGUAACCCCGCGGGGGCCGCGUCCCGGGACUUCUCCCUCGCGUCCUUUCCUGCUCUGGGCCUCUUGUCCUGCCCUCCAGGCACACGGGAGGCUGA